AGGACAAGGAAAAUCUCAUACUCACAUCAAAUUUUUCUUGUUAUCUGAAACCAAUGAAAUCAAAUCCUUCACAGCAACACAGAAGGGAGAGAGAAACAUAGGAAUAUGGCAACCCAUCUGAAUCAUGUGUUCAGAACUUCAAUUCUGAAGCACAAAACACAAUCAGAGACCCCUUUGAGAACCUCACGAAGAACCCCAAGAUUUGAAGUGAUCAAUGCAACAACAUCUUCCACCAGCAGUGCAAGGCAGCUCAUAGAGUCUGGCACAGUGAGGCCUAUAUUGACCAAAGAUGCUUCCUCAGCAAUAAACUCAGAGGGCUUUAUUCUGCUUGAUGUUAGGCCAUAUUGGGAGAGAGAGAAGGCACGUGUGACAGGGUCUUUGCACGUGCCAAUCUUUGUCGAAGACAAGGAUAACAGCCCUAUAACUUUACUUAAGAAGUGGGUGCAUUUUGGGUACAUUGGGUUGUGGACUGGCCAGUACCUCACUACUGUGAAUUCUGAGUUCCUUAGUCAAGUGGAAAAAGCCGUUCCUGGUAAGGACACAAAGCUUCUUGUGGCAUGUGGAGAAGGAUUGAGGUCAAUGACAGCAGCUUCAAAACUGUGUAAUGGAGGUUACAAAAAUCUGGGAUGGUUGGCUGGUGGAUUUAAUCGUUCAAAGGACAAUGACUUCCCAUCAGCAGAAGGAAAAGAGAAGUUGCAGUAUGCUACAAUUGGGGGAGUUUCUUACAUAUUCCUUCAGUUGCUCAUAUUUCUAAAGGCUGUGGGAUAAGGAGUUAUUUUGACACCUUUUAAUGUUGUUCAUGUGCAACUUUUGAAUAAGCCUCUGUAGCCUAGUUACAACUACAUCUUCUUCAACUUCCAUAUAAAGUAUGACGUUUUGCAGUUUUGUAGAUAGUUAUGCAAGUUCCCUGUUUGAUACAAUUGCAGAAGUAGCUUGUCAUUUAUCAUUGCCAA
Vigna umbellata (rice bean) is the source of this 953-nucleotide messenger RNA. Its product is annotated as Rhodanese/Cell cycle control phosphatase superfamily protein. Lineage: Eukaryota; Viridiplantae; Streptophyta; Magnoliopsida; Fabales; Fabaceae. The record is from RefSeq and is a predicted model, not a curated record. Gene Ontology annotation, cellular component: chloroplast.